Messenger RNA from Dichotomopilus funicola, 3147 nucleotides. RefSeq lists its product as uncharacterized. The record is from RefSeq and is a predicted model, not a curated record. NCBI's taxonomy places the organism in Eukaryota, Fungi, Ascomycota, Sordariomycetes, Sordariales, Chaetomiaceae. Gene Ontology annotation, molecular function: protein binding. The coding region runs from base 1 to 3147 and encodes 1048 amino acids. The transcript has 4 exons. Gene Ontology annotation, biological process: actin cytoskeleton organization. Gene Ontology annotation, cellular component: plasma membrane.
AUGGCGGCGUCCAAUCCCAACAAGCCCGACCUGGGCGACAUUUUGAUGGUGAUUCAUGAUUUCCAGGCCCGCAGUUCCGACGAGUUGACCCUCACGAAAGGCGACCGCGUGGAGCUGCUCGAGCGUGAUGAUGAAUUCGGCGACGGAUGGUACCUGGGGAAACACACGAGCAACGGAAACAGCGGGUUGUUCCCAGAAGUCUAUACACGACCCAUACCGAAGAACAGUGCCGCUCCCCAUGUCCUCUUGCCGACGAAACUGCCUGUCGCACCCCUCGCAGAGACCACCAACCAGCAGACCCCGCGCGGCCCGAGCCCCGAUGCGGACCACGAGAGCAAUUCGACCCAGGCGCGCGAGUCUCAACCCGUCCCGAUCGCCACGCUGUCCCUCGACUCGUCGACAAUAUCCAGCUCCAGUUCUCCCCCAUACUCUUCUAGCCUCCCGCAGCCUUCCAGCCUUCCACCAUCCUCUAGCAGCGUCCCUGCGACGGCCGGCUCUGGCCUGGGCAACACCACCCGCCCAGGCACCAGCGGGGACAGCCAUGUCCUACACGAGACGCUGAACGUCAUCGACGAGCACAUUACGGACUUCAACUCGCCACAGCCCAAUGCGUCGUCGGGGCGGAAUGGGAACGACUCGGGCAGCGAGUACAGCUCGCACAUGGGCAACCGCAUAUCGUACAUCCAGGGCGAGGAGACGGACGAGGAGGAGGAGGGUGCGCACACCCGCGCCGAGGUCGAGUCGUGGAAUGCGGACCAGGUCGCCGAGUAUCUGUUCACGGCGGGCGUGGAGAAGCACCACUGCGAAGUGUUCCGGGACCAGGAGAUUACGGGCGAGGUAAUCCUCGGAAUGGAUCAGACCUCGGUGUUCAUCAAGGCACUCGACCUGGGGUCCGUCGGACGGCGGCUGAAGACCUGGCAGAAAAUUAAGCAGCUGCAAGACGAAGUCAACGGAACCGGAUUUGGCGGGCUCAGCACGGGCAGGAACACGCAAAACUACGGUAGCGACGCAGGCUCGGAUGCGGGGAGGGUUCGCAGCCGAACGAACACGAUUACCAGCUCGAACCGGUUUACACCCAUCCACGAAACGAUCGGGUCGACGAAACGCGGGUCGCAAAGCAACAGCCACCACAGCCAGCCGAGCCACCAGCAAAACCAGCACAAUCCGCACAUCCACGGUAACACCACGCCCAAGAUGGAACCCUACGAACCGGGGUCGCCCGCCUCGCCGCAGAUUGACCUGGGCCGCGCGUUCCACGAAAAGUACCACGAAAAGCGCCCGUCGGCUGCGUCCGUACGGGAUUUGCACCAUUCGCGCCGCCACUCGUCGACCGAUUUCCGCGGUCAGGGCUCGCCCCUCAGUUCGUCCGCCGCCGUGGCGCCGCCCAAACCGUCAGCGAGCAGCACGGGGCUGCUGCGACAAGACGGCGCGCCGCAUAAGAAGCAACCGUCGUUCGACCGCAAUUGGACUCUGGGCGCGGCAGCGGGCACGUCACCACGUCCCCUGUCGUCUGCGGGGCACCAGGACGACGAAACGGCGGAAAUGGAACUGACCGGGGGUGUUUUAAGUGGGAACAGCAGCGAACUGCAGGACUCGGCGGUUGACAUGGACCGUGGCUAUUUCUCAGGUCCCGACGUCGAGGGCCGACGCCGCAACCUGCUUAAGAAGCGCGAAAGCGGCCUGUCGUCGUCGUCAUCACCCAAGGCUAGCUAUACCGAGGAGCAGCGGAUGCGCAGCGCGACGGGUAUGUCGAGGCAUUCGCGGCUCGGCAGCACCGAGUCGAUGCGCGAGUCGGCGAUGCUGUCGCCCGCGGCGCAGAAGUACUAUGGUGUGCCAGCGUCCAAGUCGAAACGCACGUCGUCGAUGGCGACCACCGACUCGUUGCGCCAUAUGACAGGGUCCAAGGAGAACGUUAACCCGACCGUUACGCGCCUCGACAGCAACUCGUCUGACCAUUCGCAGUCGCAAUCGCAGUCGCAGGCACGCUCGUCGCCCAAGUCGGCUAUCAAGCGGCUCAGCCAGGUGCACCACCCAGACUUUAAUGUUAGCAUGAUGCUGCGCAGCGGCCUAGGCGGUUUGCGCGCAGCGUCGGACGCGAUCACGGGUGGGGAGAAGGCCAAGUUGUCGCCUAUUGAAUCACCCGUCGCCCGCGAGUCGCCGACUACUACGUUGUACUCGCCUGCUCGCACAGGGUCUAGCACGCCCUCCAAGGGCGCGAGCUUCGAUCUCGAAUCGCCCGACGCUACCAAGAGCCCGAGCACGGCCACAACGGCAACUGGGGCAACAGCGACGACCUCGACAAGCCGCACCAACCGCAAGAAGACUAAACAAGAGACGAGCGCGUACACGCGCGGCCUGCAGGCGAUCAGCCCGCGUGAGGCGAUGAAGGACGCCGACUACAGCGGGUGGAUGAAGAAGCGCAACGCCAACCUCAUGACAACGUGGAAGCCGCGGCUGUUUGUACUCAAGGGCCGACGGCUGGCGUACUACUACUCGGAGGACGACGACCAAGAACGCGGGCUGAUCGACAUCUCAUUCCACCGCGUGCUCCCCGCCGACAACGAGCGGCUGACAGGCCUCCAUGCUACGCUCACGGGGGUCUCCAGCUCGCCUGCCAUGCCGGCCGGCAGCCACAUGACGACGCUCGCGGAAGCCGACGCCGGGCGGGAUCCCACUGCCGGCCUUGGUGGGAAGGAUUCAGAUAACAACAUCUUCAUCUUUAAGCUGGUCCCGCCGCGCGCGGGCCUAUCGCGGGCCGUCAACUUUACCAAACCCACGGUACACUACUUUGCCGUGCCGAACCUCACGCAGGGCCGCCUGUGGAUGGCUGCGCUGAUGAAAGCCACCAUCGACCGCGACGACUCCCAGCCGAUCACGAGUACCUACCAGCAAGAGACCAUCUCGCUGGCCAAGGCGCGGAAGAUGCGGCAUCGGCCACCGGCGCUGAUGGGGUUGGAGGAGAAUGCGGGGGAUAAGAAGGGGGCGAAUGGGAAAGGGGGUGAUGAUGAGGAGGUGGAUGAUCAUGGGUUGGGGAUUUAUAGUGGUGGUGAUUUGGAAAAGUUUGGGCUGCAGCCGCAUCCGGAGAGUGCGAGGGGAGGGGGGACUGAGACAGAGAAGAAUGCGUCGGUGCUGCCGCAGAGCGCUUAG